Molecule: messenger RNA, 1008 nt
Organism: Pygocentrus nattereri (red-bellied piranha)
Lineage: Eukaryota; Metazoa; Chordata; Actinopteri; Characiformes; Serrasalmidae
Product: trace amine-associated receptor 13c-like
Exons: 4
Coding region: 1-1008 (335 amino acids)
Biological process (GO): G protein-coupled receptor signaling pathway
Cellular component (GO): membrane
Molecular function (GO): trace-amine receptor activity
Source: RefSeq, a predicted model, not a curated record
AUGAACACUGAGGAUCAGAUUAACAUGUCCAUCCAGUACUGCUUUCCUGGUGUCAACUCAUCUUGCAGAAAGGAGCUCCACACACCCACCAACCUGCUCAUCCUCUCUCUGGCUGUGGCGGAUCUUCUCGUGGGACUGAUUGUUAUGCCUGUAAAAAUAAUGGAGCUCAUUGACUCCUGUUGGUAUCUUGGAAAAAUCGCAUGCUCUGUUUCUCCAAUAAUUUAUUAUCUGUCCAUGUCAGCAUCUCUCUGUAGCCUGAUUUUCAUUGCAGUUGACCGGUACAUUGCUGUCAGUGACCCUCUGCUGUACUCUACGAGAGUCACAGUUUAUAAAAUGUCUGUGUUCAUCAUGAUGUGCUGGUCUAUCUGUUCAUUUUAUGCCAUUAUCUAUUUGUACACUAAUGAUCACCUUCUUCUAUCUCAGAUAUCCAGUGAUUGUUAUGGGGAGUGUGUCGUAUUCGUCAAAUAUUCCUGGGUAAUUUCUGACCUGGUUAUUGGUUUUCUUGCCCCUUGCUCUGUUAUACUGGUCUUGUAUUCCAUAAUUUUUAAUGUGGCCAGACGUCAAGCUAGAGCUGUUAGAGCUGUGAAAAUUGGAGCCUCAAAGAAACACAGAGCUGAACCUUCACAUUCUUCUGAAACCAAAGCGGCGAAAACAUUAGGAAUCAUCGUUUUUGUUUAUCUUGCUUGCUGGAUUCCGUUUUAUGUAACUUCUCUGUCAGUUGAAAGUGUCACGUCUUCGUCUAUGGUGUGGACUGUGUUUGGAUGGCUGCUAUACAUGAACUCCUCUGCAUAUCCACUGAUUUAUGCCAUGUUCUAUCCAUGGCUCAGAGAAUCAGCUAAGAGAGUUUUAUCAUGUGGAAUAUUUAAAUCUUUUAGCUUCCUCUUUCACACUACAGUCCAGUACAGUGACUGCAUUACUGCUGUGGCCUGCCCCAGCCUGCUGCCAAUCUCAGAGGGUCAUGCCAUCCUUUGCCAAGCUAGGACCAUUGACACUGACCUGCUGCAGUGA